Molecule: messenger RNA, 2478 nt
Organism: Diachasma alloeum
Lineage: Eukaryota; Metazoa; Arthropoda; Insecta; Hymenoptera; Braconidae
Exons: 2
Coding region: 150-1652 (500 amino acids)
Source: RefSeq, a predicted model, not a curated record
CUUCAUGAUAACCUUGUCGACAACAAUUAACAAGUACAAGGAGAGUAAACAUCAGCUUCGAUAUUCCUGCAAACUAAAUAAAUAGUCACAACUGGCUGUGUAAAACAUUAAAACUGCUAAUUAUUGCACCUUUUUAACAAAAUCCAAAGAUGGAGGCGAACGACUUUAAGAAUUCCCAAUCCUCAUCAACAACAGAGGAUGGGACGUCCUCAAAACGCCAGAAAUUGAGAUUCUCACCUCUCCACUCUUCAAGCACUGAUUCUGGGCCUCUCAAUGACCAUCAAUUAUCUAACAUAUCCAACCUGGAAAAAGAACUAGCAGCCCUUCACGUCAGGUUGCUUCACACCAGCACCAUCGUUAAUGAAUUCCAAAGGAAAAAGAAACAAAUUGAGAAUGUUCUUGAAGAAGAAGCUAAAAACCUGGAGGUAGAGUUGGAAGUUGACAAGGAAAUGAUAAAGCAAGUGGAAGUUCGUCUCGCAACGCAAAUUCGAAGCUCUCAAUCGUCUCAUGGGUCCCAGACUACUUUUGACUCUGAAAUGAUCCAAUUAAAAGCCAGGAUGAACCAGAGAAUCAAAAAUUUGUUAAGCGCAACUCCCAGAAUGAUUUCUUCGAGCCUAGAAGGCACUUUAUCAUCCACAAAGGUCGAAGAGAAUGAGUCAGAGGUUGGAAAAAAGCUGGAAGCGGCGGAGAAAAGAAUCAAGAUGGAGUUGGAGGAAAUCUUGGACGAUCAUUGGAUUUUGCAGGGAUUCGACUCUCAGAGUGUUGACUUCGAAGAGACUAGACUGAAACUUCAGAAAUUGAAUUCAAUAAGAGCUUUUUGGGAUGAAAAACCGACGUCACCAUUGAGUACACCUGGAGAAGUUGACCAGGUGAUGAUGACAGAUGGGUCAGAGGUUUCUAUUCUCCAGCAGUCGGGAACUGUUUUGAGUCAGAAAAUAGAGAAAUUGAAGUCUUUAGUUGGUGAUCUGCACAAUGAAAAUGAGAGGUUCAGACAGGAGUUUGAGGAAUUGGAGGAGAUGAGGGAUGUUAUGAGAGGGAGCGUUGAAAGGCAUGAGGAACAGGUAAUUAAAACUGAUCACUCUCCAGAUGCAGCUGGCCAUGGGGAUCCAUCAGGAGAAGAACCUGGAGCUGGUGAUGCAGAUGAAUUUCUCUUUGAUUGGACAGCAGGAAAAUAUGCUGACUCACAGAUGAUUCAAGAGGAGCUUCCAGCUCCAGGUAGUGGUGAAAUAUCAGGAGAAAUAUGUGGAGUUGGCGAUGGAGAUCCAUCUUCUGUUGGAGGUCAACAGGAGAAGACGCCUGUAGCAGAUCUACCUACAGCAAACGAUGAAGACGCACCUCAGGUAGAAUCAAUAAAGCAAAAUCUUCCGAUCAAAGUGAGUGAAUUUUGCGUUUUACCAUCGAAUCCAAAAUGGUUCGAGAUUGAUUGGGAGAGGGAGUACACGCAGGAUGUGAGCCGAGAAUAUAUCUGCAAUACGUGCUCCUUGAUCGUGGAAAAUAAGAUGAGAAUCCAGGAUCAUGUAUGGGUUACACAUUUCGGGGGUGGAUUCAAGUGCCCUGUUUGUCCUGAUUCUGCACGCGCUCUGACGAGGAGGUACAGCAUCGGAGCGCACAUGAGGAGCAAGCAUCCUAAUGAUUUGCCUCCAUGGAAAUGAACGGGAGAUGGAAGUAUUUCGUUCAAGUUUUCAGUUUAAGUACUCACAGUCUUUUGUUGCACAAACAAAUAAAUUGAGAUUUUCUAAAUGUAUUGAAGGUUUUUAGUUUACAGUCGUUUAAAUAAUUUGAAAUUGAUGUUAGUUUUGCUGGUUGAAAUUAGUUGAGUGAAAUUGACAAUUGAGACAAGGAAACAUGUCACACCUGAAAGAAAAUAAUUUGGAACAUAACUAAUAAUUUGGACAAAACUGUUUUUGUGGCAACUGUUUUUGUUCCUGAAAUAAAAAAAAAUCGUUCCAUUUCACUGUACCAAUCGUCACUAAUUAACGAUUGAAAGUCUAAGUUCAAAUGAAUGUCGAAUUUGACAUAUUCUUACCAUGAAUUGCUGGAGAUAUGAAAUGAAGCAAAAAGAUGAUUCAAUUUUCUUUUCCAUGAAUUUUUGUUCAUUUUAUUGUAAUGCUCAUUGAUACAUAAUUUACAAACAAAAAUAUUUAUAUUUUUUGCUUCAUUUCAGAGGGUGUGAAUCAAUGAAUUCCAUCAAGCUUUUUUUUUAGUUAGGACUGAAGUCACCAGUUAUACCACAACUAUACGCAUUGUGCCGGAAUUACAAAGCUUCAAUUCGUUAACGAUGUCUAAGCGAUGACGGAAUGUAGGAGGUGAGGCGGAAGGGAAUCUAUUGUAUUCCCGCAGAAAACAAAUCCUUGAAGAAGAAAAAUUCGUUCCCUUCAAUGGAAUAAUACAACCGUACUUAGCUUAUUCUGUAGUCAAAUAAUAUUUUUUAUAACUUCAAUUUUUUUCCUACAUCCUACAUGCAUCAAAAAAAUUUAU